Molecule: messenger RNA, 2028 nt
Organism: Sorex araneus (European shrew)
Lineage: Eukaryota; Metazoa; Chordata; Mammalia; Eulipotyphla; Soricidae
Gene: DNAJC8
Product: DnaJ heat shock protein family (Hsp40) member C8
Exons: 9
Coding region: 43-807 (254 amino acids)
Cellular component (GO): nucleus
Source: RefSeq, a predicted model, not a curated record
UGCGCCUGCGCACAAGAGUCACGUGGUGGCUGGGCCGGAGAAAUGGCGGCUCCGGGAGAGAGCGGAGUUUCUGGCGGCGGCGGCGGCAGCACCGAAGAAGCGUUUAUGACCUUCUACAGUGAGGUGAAACAGAUAGAGAAGAGAGAUUCAGUUCUAACAUCCAAAAAUCAGAUUGAAAGAUUGACCCGUCCUGGUUCCUCCUACUUCAAUUUGAACCCUUUUGAGGUUCUUCAGAUAGAUCCUGAAGUGACAGAUGAAGAAAUAAAAAAGAGGUUUCGGCAGUUAUCCAUAUUGGUGCAUCCAGAUAAGAACCAAGAUGAUGCUGACAGAGCGCAAAAGGCUUUUGAAGCUGUGGACAAAGCUUACAAGUUGCUACUGGAUCAGGAGCAAAAGAAGAGGGCCCUGGAUGUAAUUCAGGCAGGAAAAGAAUACGUGGAACACACUGUAAAAGAGCGAAAAAAGCAAUUAAAGAAGGAAGGGAAGCCUACAAAUGUGGAGGAGGAUGACCCUGAGCUGUUCAAACAAGCAGUAUACAAACAGACCAUGAAGCUAUUUGCUGAGCUGGAAAUUAAAAGGAAAGAGAGAGAAGCCAAAGAGAUGCAUGAAAGGAAGCGGCAAAGAGAAGAAGAGAUUGAAGCUCAAGAAAAAGCCAAACGAGAAAGAGAGUGGCAGAAAAACUUCGAGGAAAGUCGAGAUGGCCGUGUGGACAGCUGGCGAAACUUCCAAGCAAAUACAAAGGGGAAGAAGGAGAAGAAAAAUCGGACCUUCCUGAGACCCCCCAAAGUAAAAAUGGAGCAGCGCGAGUGACCGCCUAGAGUUGGGCCGCAGACCUUUCUCCCACCAUCUCCCUUCUUGCUUCGAAGGACUCAUUCUGCCCCCCCAUUUCCACCCCAACAUAGAGUAGUACUUGCUUUUUAGUCCAUUUUGUUUUCAAUACAAUUUAAUACCGAUCAGAGAAAUUCUUUUGUACAAUGGAAAGAGGGGCUCGGUUGGAAGUGGAACCACCUCCUCUUACCCCGUAGACCAACCCGGAGUGGAAGGUGCCUCCGCCCGGCUGUCUUCUCCUCCCACAGCCUGUAACUUAAUGUUUUGUACUCCACUGGAUUGUGAUGGUUAGGAACUUUGUGUAGAGUUUGUGGAAAUCAUCCAAUUAAACAUGUUGCUUAAAAUGGUGUGGCCAUGACUUUCAAGCUGAGUGGGGUCCCCAUGGGAGCCCCUUGGCUGCAGAGCUUGUUUCUGGGUGUGGCUCCUUCAAGGCUUUCUCCUUCAGGGAAAGGCAUGACCUGACACCGCAGCCAGUCAGUGUGGCAUGAGCCAGCGGACACCCAACCCUGUUCCCUCUUAAGAGAGCCAUCCACCUCCCAGUACCGUCGUGGCCCUGACCUGCAUUCGUUAGAGCCGAUCCUCUGUGUGACACAUGUUUAUACACUGUCAUUCAUGUUUUCUGCAGUGAUGUGUGAGGUACGAGGCCAAAGUUACUCAGCAUGGAAAUACCUUGGAGCUGGAGAGACCCAGCUCCCUGUCAUUGACUUGCUGGACCUUUUCCUUUUUUGGCUAUAUUCGGGGCUCCUGGCGCUUAUCGUUUGGGGAGUCACUCCUAGAGAGACUUAGGGAACCAUAUGGGUGCUGGGAAUUGAACCUGGGUUGGCCACAUGCAAAGCGAGCACCCUACUCACUACUAUCUCCAGCCUCUGAACUUGUUUCCUUUUUUGUUUGGGGGCUACACUGGUGGUUCUCAGGGGUUACUCCUGGCUUUCUACUCAGGGAUCAUUCCUGGCAGUGCUCAGGGGACCAUAUAAGAUGAUGGGCAUCAAACCCAGGUUGGCUGCCUGUCAGGCAAGUGUGCUCCCUGCUGUACCAUCACUCCGGCCCCUGAACCUGUUUCCUCCUGCAUAGAAUGAGGUUCUAGAUUCACUGCUCUCACAGGGAGUAUUAUUCAUGGCAUAAACAGGUCACUACCCAAGGACUCUGCAUGUUUCCGGACACACUUAUUACUGUGUAAAAUGAAGAUAUUUGCUAUUUUGAGGA